AUGUCAAAAUCAACCGUCAACACAAACCCGUACCCCUUCCACUUCGACGCCAGCACACCAGUACAAACAAACACCAAUGGCAAGACACAAGACCUAUCAGUCAUCAUCCCAAACAGCCGGGGAAAGAUCCCUUCCCUCCAAGCCUCCCGGCUCCGAAGCAUGGUUCUCGAAGCACACAAUGAUCCAAGCAAAAUCGUCGCCCACGUUUGCAGCUACGACGCUUUGAGCUCCAAGUUGUGCGAAGAAGCGGGAUUUCCUAUCUUAUUCCUUGCGGGAUACGCAAUGGCAUCGGCCUUUGCACUGCCGGAUACCGGAUACAUUGCCUUCCAGGAGGUGGCGGCCAAGGUUCAGGAGGUCGUGAGGGCGACUAGUGUGCCUGUUCUUGUCGAUGGUGAUACGGGGUAUGGUGGACCAAUGAAUGUGAGGAGGACGGUUGAGGGGUUUGCACGAGCUGGAGCUGCUGGAAUCAUGAUUGAGGAUCAAACAUGGCCAAAACGCUGCGGCCACACAAAAGGAAAAGCCGUUGUCUCCCGAAGCGAAGCCUACGCCCGCUGGCGCGCAGCCGUCGACGCCCGUAACGAAGGCCUCGAUAUCUGGAUUAUGGCCCGAACUGAUAGUCUCAUUCACGGCUACGAUGAAGCCCUGGAAAGAGCUCGGGAAGCUAUCAAGAUUGGUGUUGACUGUGUAUUCGUCGAAGCGCUCCCCGACCGUGAAACCAUGUUACGUCUGCGGAAGGACCUUGACUUCCCUGUCUUUGCCAACAUUAUUGAAGGCGGGAAGACAGAGAACCUCUCUGCUAAGGACUUGGCUGAGCUGGGAUACUCUGCCGUUGCGUAUCCCUGGACCUUGGUCGCGGCUAAAUUGAAGAGUAUCCGGGAGACACUGGAGGCUAUUAAGGGGUCAUUCUUGGUAGGAAAGCCGCCCACGGUUUUGUCGUAUGAAGAGGUCUGUGAAGGUGUCGGAUUCAAUAGGUACUAUGAGAUGGAGGAGAAGUAUCAGUACGAUGGGUCGAUAACUGGGAGUAAUGGAUACCAGUGGGCUUGA
This is a messenger RNA of Aspergillus oryzae RIB40, 1044 nucleotides long. RefSeq names its product isocitrate lyase/PEP mutase family protein. Bases 1 to 1044 code for a protein of 347 amino acids. Gene Ontology annotation, molecular function: catalytic activity. The record is from RefSeq and is a predicted model, not a curated record. The transcript has 3 exons. NCBI's taxonomy places the organism in Eukaryota, Fungi, Ascomycota, Eurotiomycetes, Eurotiales, Aspergillaceae.